This is a messenger RNA of Emys orbicularis (European pond turtle), 1754 nucleotides long. It is a transcript of the gene HOMER3, whose product is annotated as homer scaffold protein 3. Gene Ontology annotation, biological process: regulation of store-operated calcium entry; G protein-coupled glutamate receptor signaling pathway. The record is from RefSeq and is a predicted model, not a curated record. The transcript has 9 exons. NCBI's taxonomy places the organism in Eukaryota, Metazoa, Chordata, Testudines, Emydidae. Gene Ontology annotation, cellular component: dendrite; postsynaptic density; cytoplasm. Bases 641 to 1702 code for a protein of 353 amino acids. Gene Ontology annotation, molecular function: G protein-coupled glutamate receptor binding.
AUAAAGUGAGGAGAAAGAAAAGAGAAAUGUGAUCGAGAUGGGGCAGUUGGCAGAGGAAGGAAGCAGAUAAAAAAAAAUGAGAGAGAGAACAAAGAAAUCGCGACCAAGAGGAACAAACUGUGGAGGCAGCUUCACUUUUGGGGCUGUGGAAAGAACUUCCAGGGUAUCUCAGUCGCUGGAAUAACAGGGAGCAAGCUGCACUGCUGCAAAGGGUUUGCAAAAGGAGCAAAUAAUCUUGUGGCUGCUGCCCAUGCUGAAGGGAAAAAGGGAUCCUGUGAGCAAGAGCGAGGAGGAAACUGCCUGCUGGAGACUGCAACAUUUCAGUAGCAAAGUGUGCUCCAAAGUUCUCUCCAGGAUCCCCUGGGCUGCAGCUCUUGGUGGGGAGAACCCCCACCCGGGAAGGUUGCCCUAGCUCUCACCCCCUGCCCCUCCCACGCAUGCUUUGGGAUUAUAGGUCAUUUUUGAACAAACAACAAAACUAGCAGAUUUCAGAGUGAAAUUCCGGAGGAAAUUUAAAGAGCAUCCGGAUCCGGAGAAAGAGAGAGAGAGAAAGAGGAAGGAAAAAAUAAAUAAAAACGUGGAGUGAAUCUAAGGCAACCAAAGAAGGGACAAGGAGAAAGAAACUGACACUGACGUGGAGAUGGGGGAGCAGCCGAUCUUCAGCACUCGAGCCCACGUUUUUCAGAUCGACCCAGCCACGAAGCGGAACUGGAUCCCUGCCAGCAAACAUGCCCUGACCGUCUCCUACUUCUACGAUGCCACGCGCAACGUGUACCGGAUCAUCAGCGUGGGAGGCACCAAGGCCAUCAUCAACAGCACCAUCACCCCCAACAUGACCUUCACAAAAACCUCCCAGAAGUUUGGACAAUGGGCGGACAGCCGAGCCAACACAGUAUACGGGCUGGGCUUUGCCUCAGAGCAGCACCUCUCCCAGUUUGCGGAGAAGUUCCAGGAGGUGAAAGAAGCAGCCCGUUUGGCGAGGGAAAAAUCGCAGGAUAAAACGGAGCUGACCAAUCCAGCCCUGAACAUUACGUCUCACCAGGUGCUGCCAAGCACCGUCAUCAGCUCCAAUGGGCCGGGAGACGAUAAGCUGUUCCGGAGCCAGAGCGCCGACGUCGAGAUAACAACGGAGAAGGAGCGGCUGAAGAAGAUGCUCUCCGAAGGCUCAGUGCCCGAGGUCCAGUGGGAAGCUGAAUUCUUCACCCUCCAGGACAACAACAACAAGCUGGUGGCUGCCCUGCAGGAAGCCAACGCCAGCGUGGAGCAGUGGAAGAAGCAGCUGGCCGCGUACCAGGAGGAGACGGAGACGCUGCGGCUGCGGGUGGCUGAACUGGAGCUGCAGAAAGCCCACGAUUCCUCCAGCGAGGGCAGCAAGGAGGAGCUGAACCAGACGCUGGAGGAGCUGGAGCUGUUGAUCAAGGCUAAAGACGAGGAAAUUCAGCAGCUGAAGAGGCAGAAGAGUGGCCAGUGGGAGGCGGAGGGGGAGCGCGAGGAAAUGCUGCAGAAGCUGCAGGAGCUGGAGGGAUGCAACGCGGAGCUGGAGCGACGUUUGCACGUGGCUGAGCAAACACUGGCCGAGCAGCUGGCCGAGAGGGAGAAGAUGCAGGGCGAAGUCACCAAGGUGGGCGAGCUAAUGGAUGUGAAGAUAUUUGAGCUCAGCGAGCUCCGGCAGGGACUUGCCAAGCUGGUGGAAAGCAACUGAGCAGCCCUGGCCACAGAGACGCCUUCCAGGAGGGGCAGAGCCCGGCUGAGGC